GAUAAGUUAUAUUGAUUGGCCAGGUUCAAUAAAUAUAAGCUCGCAAGACUAAAUAGAUUAUAUUUUGGUUUGGUUUACGACAUGAUUGAUUGAGUUAAGUAUAAUUAUGCUUUGAGAAUUUAAAAUAGAAUAAGGGAUAUAAUUUUGUGUCUAAAACUAUUUAAAAUUUGAUAUCGAAAACUAUUAACAAUAAUUUUCGAGGGGUACUAGGACCUCGGCGGGAGAGGGGCGGCUUGGGCAAAUUAUCCGUAAACGCUGACGAUAAGGUACUCAUCGAACGCGCUUUUUGGUGAAAUAACAAAAUGCGCUUUUCUAUCUAGAAAAAUUUGACCUCGUAACUUGGCAGCGCACGUGCCCUCGGGUCGGAUGUUUAUAUCCGGACCGGAAACACAUUACAUAUAUUAUAAGUAUGUAUGGAAUUGGAUCUUUGACCAUACAUAGGACCAUUUUUAACUAAGUUGUUCACCUUAUUUUAUGUUUAACCUUCCAAUUAGAGCUCGAUUGAUUUCAUUCCGUAGCUUGCAACGCAUUACCAUUGAUCAAACACUGCAUACAUUACUGGAGAUUUACAUAAGCAAAUAUAAAACCUAUAUUCUUAAGUGCAUUGAUAAAUAAUGAUAGAUAAGAAAUAUCGAUUGGCCAGGUUCAAUAGACAGGAGCUAGCAGGACUAAAUAUAUUAUAUUUGGUUUGGUUUACGAAAUGAUUGACUGAAUUAAGUUUAAUAAUGCUUUUAGAAUUUUGAAAGAAAGCUGGGAAUUGGAAUCUAAUUUUGUAUCUAAAACUAUUAAUAAUUUGAUAACGAAAGCUACCACAAUAAUAUCGAGUGGUACUCGGACCUCGGCGGGAGAUGGUCGGGCUGGGCGAGUUAUCCUUAAACGCUGACGCUAAGGCAGGCCCCUGGACCUCCAUCAUCACCACUUGAUGGGUCCGUUGGAGCGGUCGUCCCUGGAUCUUGUCGACCCGGAAGUGGAUACCUGCACUUAAUAUGAAAUACUCUGCGCACCAGGUUUAACAAUAGGAUCCGAAUGAAUUGAGACAAUUAUGAUAAAUACUUACGGAUGCCGUUCGCCUCUCCAUUGACAAAAUACCGCAUGCUUGAAUGUCGUGACGAUGUGUCGCUGCAUAUUUGUGCAUACUUAAGGUCAGAGCCUGACGUGUGCCUUGAGAUAUAUCGCGGUAUUGACAAUGUGACGUUCCUUCAAUCUAACGCACGGAGACGGGCAAAAAAACACAACAUCCCAGGUUACGUCCUUUUGAGCUUGGGGAGCAGCGUUUUUGUAAUGGAGAUAGGGAUCGCCCCCUUGAGCUUGCAGUAUGUCACCACAGAAUUUGACCAACUGUGGAGUUCAUACCUUGGUGUCAAUACAAACAAUUCAUUUAGCAACACCAGAUGUGAUUCCUUUCGGCCCUAUACAGAAGUUAUUGGAACAACCAUAGGGUAUUCAUCUUCAAAACCUAGAAGAAACCGACUGGGGCGAUUGGACUAUCUAGCUUUGGACUGGGCGUUGGACGAAAGGUCUGCUGAGUAG
Molecule: messenger RNA, 1530 nt
Organism: Mya arenaria
Lineage: Eukaryota; Metazoa; Mollusca; Bivalvia; Myida; Myidae
Exons: 8
Coding region: 1060-1530 (156 amino acids)
Source: RefSeq, a predicted model, not a curated record